This is a messenger RNA of Humulus lupulus (European hop), 681 nucleotides long. RefSeq names its product germin-like protein subfamily 1 member 17. Gene Ontology annotation, molecular function: manganese ion binding. The record is from RefSeq and is a predicted model, not a curated record. Bases 1 to 681 code for a protein of 226 amino acids. The transcript is spliced from 2 exons. Gene Ontology annotation, cellular component: cell wall. NCBI's taxonomy places the organism in Eukaryota, Viridiplantae, Streptophyta, Magnoliopsida, Rosales, Cannabaceae.
AUGAAGGGCAUCCAUUACUUACUAGUGGUUGCCACAUUGGCUGUGGCAGCCUCCAUUGUCUCUGCCUAUGAUCCAAGCCCUCUUCAGGACUUCUGUGUGGCGAUAGAUGAUCCAAAAAAGGCCUUGUUCGUGAAUGGAAAAUUCUGCAAAAACCCAAAACUAGUGAAGCCAGAAGAUUUCUUCUUCUCAGGGCUCAACAUGGCCGGAGACACCACCAACCCAGUCGGAUCGAACGUCACCAUCGUCAACGUGGACGCCUUCCCGGGGCUGAACACCCUCGGCAUCUCACUGGUGCGUAUAGACUACGCUCCGUACGGCCAGAACCCCCCUCACACUCACCCACGCGCCUCCGAGAUACUGGUGGUGGUGGAGGGAACGCUGUACGUGGGGUUCGUGACGUCGAACCAGGCUGACGGUAAGAACCUUCUGUUCACGAAGAUCCUGAACAAGGGUGACGUGUUCGUGUUCCCAAAAGGGUUGAUUCAUUUUCAGCUCAACAUCGGAAAGACUCCGGCGGUGGCUUUUGCCAGUCUUAGUAGCCAAAACCCUGGAGUCAUCACCAUUGCUAAUGCUGUGUUUGGAGCCACGCCUCCCAUCAAUCCUUAUCUUCUUGCUAGGGCUUUCCGUUUGGACAAGAAUGUUGUGCUAAACCUUCAGAAGCAGUUCUGGUCCAGUAAUUGA